This is a messenger RNA of Canis lupus familiaris (dog), 4112 nucleotides long. It is a transcript of the gene PYROXD2, whose product is annotated as pyridine nucleotide-disulphide oxidoreductase domain 2. The record is from RefSeq and is a predicted model, not a curated record. Bases 2502 to 3923 code for a protein of 473 amino acids. Gene Ontology annotation, molecular function: oxidoreductase activity. The transcript is spliced from 13 exons. NCBI's taxonomy places the organism in Eukaryota, Metazoa, Chordata, Mammalia, Carnivora, Canidae.
AAAAAAAAAAAAAGGAAAGAAAAUGGUUUGUUUUUGGAUUCCUUUAACUAGAACCUCCCCCCUGCCCCCACUGAAUUGAGUAUAUGACUUGGCCUUUGACCCUGGGCUGCAUUAAUAGGAGCAUGGUGCUCAGAUGGAGGGAGGAAACAGUCCUGCUUCAUGCUACACAGAACUAACCAUCCCACAUGGCAUAUGGAGCGCCUUAUUUAACAAGACACUGAUGAGCCGGUUGGCAUCUAUAGGAGGGCAGCUGAACUCUUUCUGGGAAGGGUCUAUUUCCAAACAACAGUAAAGAACAGUUCUUUUACCAGUGUCACCACUUGGACUACAAGCUCUAAAGCUCUAUCCAUUGGUCUUCACCUGUGAGACUGGUUAAUGUUCCCGUUUUGUGACGACAGAACCACGGUUCUGGGAGGUUACGUUCACACACUAUGAAAUGACAGCUUGAACCAGGUCCACUGCCUUCUGCUCCUUGUCCUGGAGUUACCGUGUGCUGCCACGGGCAUUGUGACCACGGUCCUGCUCAGCUUUACACAUUCUGGCACAUUGUAGUUUGCCCUGGAUGAGGUCACACACAGAAGCCGUCCACGCAGCCCACCUGGGCAGAGGACAGGGCUGAGCUGACAGGCUCUGGGACCCAACGGGCUCAUCUUGAAUCCCUGCUUGAUGGUCUUAUCAGCUGCCUCGCGGUGCCUCAUCUGCAAGAUGGGGAGGGGAGUAGUACCCACCUCAUAAGGCUGUUGUUGUGAUUAAUAUGUUUGCUAACCAUCAGUGCAGCGUCUGGGCAUGGUCAGUCCCCUGUAGCUGUCAGCUAGCAUUAUUACUUCCAUGUGGCAGUUGAGAAACUGAGGCUCCAGAGAGACAGAGCAGCUCCCUAGGCACCCGGGGCUGGCUGUUGCCCCUCAGACCUAGCCACUACGGGCCUGUCCCCAGUUAGCUGGGGGAUGGUACCCCUACCCACAUGGGGCCUCCAUAGUCUGUCUUCUGGGCCUCCGUUUCCAGCUGCCAACAAAAGCAUCAGAUGGGAUCACCCCCUGGUUCUGUCUGCUAGAUAACAGGUUUGCUUAGCAGUGGCCCCAGCACACUAAGUGCUGGAAUCCAGGCUGGGCUGGCAGAGUUCCGCGCUGGUGGGAUCUCUCCUCCUCCAUCAGUCAGCAGCCACCUUGUCCAGCUCUCCCUGGGCCAGCCUUGACCUCACACAGGUGGCAACCCUUUGUCCUCCCUCCCCACUCUCACUAAUAAUCUUCUGGGUCCCAACCAGAUCAUUAUGCUCCUGCUUUGCUUCCAGAAACCUAAGGCAAGGCUCUCAAACUCUCAGGUCUAUCAGAACAGCCUGGGAAAUGAAUGGGACCCUAAGGGACCUUGAACCAAAGGCUGAUUCUACAGGACUGCAGUGGGGCCUGGGCACCACACCUUUCACAUCUCCCUUACCCCUGGUCCCUCAUAUGCACCUUGUCCCCUCCUAGCAGUUUCCACCCAGAGUGGCUGUGCAUGCUGAGAACUCUCAUGUGGGAAUCAGAGGAAGAGUUUUAUUUUUAUAAGAGGAGAACUGCAUGAUCUUAACAAAUCUAAUGGUGAUUUAACAUCCCUCUUCUUAUUCUGACGCCACAUGAUUAAAACCAUCAAGAAUGACAAAGGUUCCAUUUAUAAGAAAGUCCUGGAAUCAUACAAAAAAUUAUUCAUAUUCAAUUAGUUAUACUUGAACAACUCAUGGGUCCCUUAUUCGGGUGGAGUAUUGAUUCAUUCAUUCAGUAAUUGCUUCUGAGUCCCUGCCCUGUGUCCCACACUGGGAGAAGCCUGUGGGGAUACCAUGGUGAGGGAGGGAGGCCAGGCUUCUGCUUUUAGUAAGAGGACUUCGGAUAGAGGAAUGUGUUACCUGAAGAAAGAAAGACAAGGCAAUAUGAUAGGGACCAGAGAUCUAGCCUAGACUGACCAACGACGACAACUUUCCUGAGGAGGUGAUAUUUGAGCUGACAUGCAAGUGCUAAGAAGUUACCAGCCUUGUGGUCACCUUAGCAGAGUGUUUCCAUCAGAGGGAAGUAGAGAUGGACGGGUCCAAGGUGGAAGAAAGUAGGUAAGGGAUGGGCAGAGGGACAGUAGAGGUGUGGGAGAGGGACUAGGGCCAGCCAAGACAGGACCUUGUAGGCUGCAAAGGAAAGACUUCAUUUUAUCCUGAGUGCCAGGGGCAGAGGAAGUAGAGGGAUGGAGUUUGUGACUUCACAAAAGGUCAGUCACCUUGGGUGUUGGGUGGUGUGGAAUGUGGUAGAAGCAGCUGUGGUCUCAAGGAGACCAGUGAGGCAGCAGCUGCAGCGGUUCACAAGAUGGCGACUUGGGCUGAGGGGCAGUGGUGAUAGAGGGGAGCGCACACAACUUCUGGAGACUGGACUGGUCAGUGAGACUGGUGACGGAUGGGAUGAGAGGAAAGAAAAGGAGGAACCAAGGAUACUUCUUGGAAACACGGGCUGAGGCUUCAUCUUCGGAACCCCUACUCCUUCACCCCAAUGCUGGAAGAGAGCAUGGGGAGCAAGGUGCCCAGGUCCCUUCUUCUGGGCACAGACAUGGCGGAAAACCAGAAGCAGAUUGCCCAGUUUUCACGGAAGGAUGCCCAGGCCUUUCCCAAAUAUGAGGCAUUCAUGAAUCGGUUGGCUUUAGCCAUAGACCCUCUGCUGGAUGCAGCUCCCGUGGACAUGGAGGCCUUCCAGAGGGGUUCCCUGUGGCAAAGGCUCCGGUCGCUCUCCACACUCAAACCCCUGCUGCAGGCAGGUCGCAUACUGGGAGCCCAGCUGCCCCAGUAUUACCAGGUCCUCACAGCUCCAAUUAUAAAGGUGCUGGAUCAGUGGUUUGAGUCUGAGCCUCUAAAAGCCACUCUGGCCACGGAUGCUGUGAUUGGAGCCAUGACAAGUCCCCACACUCCGGGGAGUGGGUAUGUGCUGCUACAUCACGUGAUGGGGGGUCUGGAGGGGAUGCAGGGGGCCUGGGGCUAUGUCCAGGGUGGCAUGGGUGCUCUCUCUGAUGCCAUCACAAGCUCAGCCACCGCACAUGGAGCAAGCAUCUUCACUGAAAAGGCAGUGGCUAAAGUGCUGGUGAGCAGUGAAGGACGCGUCCAAGGAGUUGUGCUGCAAGAUGGCUCGGAGGUGAGGAGCAAAGUGGUGCUGUCCAACGCAUCCCCACAGGUCACCUUCCUGAAGCUGACACCACAGGAAUGGCUUCCUAAGGAGUUCGUGGAGAGAAUCUCCCGGCUAGACACCAAGUCACCUGUUACCAAGAUCAAUGUGGCUGUCGACAGGCUGCCUGACUUCCUGGCGGCUCCCAAUGCUCCAGGGGGCCAGCCACUGCCCCAUCACCAGUGCUCCAUCCACCUGAACUGUGAAGACACACUCCUCCUCCACCAGGCUUUUGAAGAUGCCAUGGAUGGCCUGCCUUCCCACAGGCCUAUGAUUGAGCUCUGCAUCCCUUCCUCGCUGGACCCCACCCUGGCUCCCCCCGGCUGCCAUGUGGUCUCCCUCUUCACUCAGUACACUCCCUACUCGCUGGCCAGAGGCAAGGUGUGGGAUGAGCAGGAGAGAAACGCUUAUGCAGACAAAGUGUUCGACUGCAUCGAGGCCUACGCCCCUGGCUUCAAGGGCUCUGUGGUGGGCAGGGACAUCCUCACACCACCUGAUUUAGAGAGAAUCUUUGGGCUUCCCGGAGGCAACAUCUUCCACUGUGCCAUGACCCUGGACCAGCUCUACUUCGCCCGCCCCACGCCCCUGCACUCCGGCUACCGCUGUCCUCUCCGGGGCUUGUACCUCUGCGGAAGCGGCACCCACCCAGUUCCCUUCCAGGAGGAGGUGUCAUGGGAGCCCCUGGACGCAAUGCAGCUCAUGUUGUCUUCAGAGACCUCAAGAGCAUGUGACCCUGAGCCAACUCUGACCCAGGAAUAAGAAUCCAUCCUGGAGAUUUUAAGUCCCCUUUGGGUCAGCUUCCCAGGAUAUGGCUGGAGGCAGACAAGCCCUCGUGCUCAAGCCACUGUUUUAGAAGAACCAUACAGGUUACAUUUGAUACUUGUUAACCUUGCACCCAUGACUUGGAUGAAUUGGUUUUGUUUUAUUAAAAACAGUGUUUUGUAUAGA